AUGCAGACGUUCGAGGACCAUGACAGGCCGGUCACGUCGGUAGCCUUCUCGGCCGAUUCGACGCUCGUGGCGUCGGGAUCCGACGACAGGACGAUCCGGCUCUGGCGUGUGGCCACGGGCGACUGCGUGCGGACGCUCGAGGGCCAUGACGACUCGGUCACCUCGGUAGCCUUCUCGGCCGAUUCGACGCUCGUGGCGUCGGGCUCCAUCGACAAGACGAUCCGGCUCUGGCGUGUGGCCACGGGCGACUGCGUGCAGACGCUCGAGGGCCAUGACGAAUGGGUCACCUCGGUAGCCUUCUCGGCCGAUUCGACCCUCAUGGCGUCGGGCUCCAUCGACGACACGAUCCGGCUCUGGCGCGUGGCCACGGGCGACUGCGUGCAGACGCUCGAGGGCCAUGACGACUGGGUCACCUCGGUGGCCUUCUCGGCCGACUCGACGCUCGUGGCGUCGGGCUCCGUCGACAAGACGAUCCGGCUCUGGCGCGUGGCCACGGGCGACUGCGUGCAGACGCUCGAGGGCCACGGCUAUUCGGUCACCUCGGUAGCCUUCUCGGCCUAUUCGACGUUCGUGGCGUCGGCCUCCAUCGACGAGACGAUCCGGCUCUGGCAUGUGGCCACCGGCGACUGCGUGCAGACACUCAAUGUUGGGUUCGCUUCGUUUCGCCUGUCUUUUGGCUACGGCAACUUACUUUUGCUGACCGAUCGUGGUACAACACACGUAGAGACAUCUGAACAUCCCCCCACUGACCCCGCCGCCAAUGCAACGGCUGCUGUUUACCCCCUAUUCGGCAUCAGCGAAGACGGGGCCUGGAUCACAUGGGUUGGAAAGAACCUGUUCUGGUUGCCCAAAGAAUACCGGCCCUACCUAUCUGCGGUAUCUGGGUCUACCAUCGCGAUUGCCUGUGGGACGGGGCUAAUACUUAUCGGAUUUUCGCAUCAAGCCCUCCCAAAAUAA
Molecule: messenger RNA, 957 nt
Organism: Purpureocillium lilacinum
Lineage: Eukaryota; Fungi; Ascomycota; Sordariomycetes; Hypocreales; Ophiocordycipitaceae
Source: RefSeq, a predicted model, not a curated record